Molecule: messenger RNA, 2630 nt
Organism: Mollisia scopiformis
Lineage: Eukaryota; Fungi; Ascomycota; Leotiomycetes; Helotiales; Mollisiaceae
Exons: 2
Coding region: 189-2423 (744 amino acids)
Source: RefSeq, a predicted model, not a curated record
GUGCCAUGACAUACUCGUCCAAGUGCGAUUCUGUAUAUUGGGCCGUGCUUACUGAUGUGAAGCAACUCUAUCUGAACCUCCAUCCUUUGACGUUUCUGCAUUCCUCAUCAAACCAUUGCGUUGCUCAAGGCAUCUAUUAUUGUUCCUCGUUGUAACCGGUGACAAGGCAGCAGCAUUGAGACCUUGAGAUGCCGCGUUCAGACAACUUGUACUCCGCAGACGAUUCAGAGAACUCGGAUCGUGAAUCGUUUAGUGAGGAGUUGAGCCCCUCUGAUGGGUACUUCAACCGCGGAAAUGUCCCGAAUACCAUCGUGCAAGACCCCUCCAUAAGCAAGGACGACAAAGCAGAGGACAAAACUUUGAUACCUCCACCUAGUGUCCAAAGCAGGACGGGAGGAAGCUCGAGGACAUCACUCCACUCGGUCCUGCCACGAUCACUCCCCUCACAUAAUUACGCGUCACAUCGUAGUGACAAUGCUCCUUCCAAUUCCCCUAGUUCUUAUACCCCCACAUCACCUGUCUCACCACGUCGUAGAGAUGCGAUGUUUUCCGAGCGCAGUGCAUUAAUACACGGUCCUCCACCAGCAUAUUCUUCUUCACCACCAGAAGUUCCCCUAUCUCCGCGAGAAACAGAAGGACAACGCUACAGGACUUUCCCAGAGCACCAUCUUGAACGAGGUUUCCUUCCAGGUCGAGAGCCGGAGAGUAUGGGCGGUCCCGUUGAGCAUGAGGAAGAGCAUGAACAAGAGUCUAACGAGACCACGCCAUUAACGAACGAGCCGAAGCCUGCAAGACUAUCAGUCUGUCGAGGGAUUGCCAAGAAGAUACUUCUCAUUGCGUUGUUUGUUGUUGUGGUCGUCUCCUUAAUUUCUGCUCUGGCUGGUGGAUCUUCUAACAAGACCAAAGAUCCCUCCGAGGACGAUCCAUCUAAAGACCCAUCAAAGUCUCCUGUUGAUGACAUGCCACCACCACCCAUCGAUGCCGACGGGCCCUACUGCAGCAUUGCCAAGUACAAAAAUGACGCUGUCACUUACGAAUUCCCCGUUGGCAAAGAUUUGACCGUCCUUCAGACAACUCACGGUGACCAAGGUUCAAAAGAUCGUUCAGUCAGCACGGCAGGUGAGAUUCGACUGAGACGUCUACCCAAGGAUUCAAUGCACGGAAGUCGUGCUUACUUCACCCUGGAUGUCCAUGUCAGCGACCCAGAGUUAGUAGUCAUCAAGUCAUGGGAUGAGGAUUCACGAAUGUUGAAAAUCAGCACCCCGAGAUAUGCACCUCUUGGUCCUGGCCAACACUGUGUGUCUGUUGGCAUCACGGCCUGGUUUCCAGAGGACGCAGAAUUCAAUGAACUGUUGUUCGAAUCUGUUACACUAACCAUGAGAGUCAUGGAUGACAUCAAAGUCAAGGUUACUGGAUGGUCGAGAUUUUCGAGCUUGGCUGGCCAAGUCAUCUUCCCAACAAUCUCAGUACCACUCUCGCAUGAGGUCUUCGAUGAUGACGCCUCUAUUGUCCCCACGCUUAAGUACGAACACCCUUUUUCAUCACGCCGCAUCUUGAUCGAGACAGAAUCAGGCUCGAUUACUGGCACAUAUCCUUUGAUGGAUUUUCUUGGUCUGGAUUCACAAGCAGGUCAAAUCAGCGUUGAUGUUAUUCCUCACAAAGUCCUUGAAUCAGCCCCAGCUCCCGCGGAUCUGGAAGUGAAAACAUCUUCGGGCUCAAUCAAGGUCAACUGUCCCAUCCGCUAUGUCCCACCACCACGAAACUAUAUCACCCAUGUCCAUUCCAGCGCUGGCAGUGUCGACGGAUCAUUCUAUCUCGGCUCUCUCAGCAGCUUCGGUACAUCGGCCGGAGGGAUCCGCAUCGAUGGUCUUCCCGUCCUCCAAGCCUGUUCAACAAACAAUAGAGACAAAAACGAGCGUCCAAACGUUUUCGAGACCCGUACAGUCAGCGGCGGAACCAAAGUCCAAGUCCUAGACCCGAUCUUCAUCUCUGCACUCACGCCAGCUGAGCAGCCGAAACCACAACCCGUCCAAAAAGAGCGUCCUGGACCCUGGGCCCCAAUCGGAGAUGGUGACCCACAUAUCAUCACGCCACCCAACGUUGUGCUGGACCAGAACCUCCUCGUCAUUGAUCCUCGCACUCAAUAUUCUAAAAAGAAGCUAGAUAGCUUGAAGAGCGUGCACUCUAGCAACGCAGCGAGCGUCGAGGUUAGCUAUCCAGAAAAUUGGGUGGGCACGCUGCAUGCGAAGUCUGUUAGUGGCAGUAUUACGGUGACGGGGGAUGAUAUCCGGAUUAUUAGAGAGAGGAAGGGCUUCGCGAGUAAGGAGAUUCUUGCGAGGAAGGGGGUGGAGGAGAGUGAGGAGGGGAGUUAUAUUGAGAUGCAGAGUGUGGCGGGGAGUUUGGGGUUUGUUGUUGGGAGGUAAGUGUGGUUCGAGAGCCUCAAAGAAGGGUUUGGUUCGGGUGGGGUGUUUGGAUACAUAUAUAAUCGGAUACUGGCGAAUUGGCGUCUGGGUGGAUGUGUGUUGAAGGGUAAAUUGGGUAAUGUAGCAAUGUCACUGUCGCUAUUGUGUAAAAAUCCGAUGCAUUAGGCUUCAAGAAAGUAAUAGAUACAUGAAGACGGUCUUUCAAAC